AUGCAAACAGAAGAGAAUUAUCCAAGAGUGAAGCAAGUAAUUGAAGUUUUGAUGUUUUUCUCGAUUUUUAUAUCGAUUUUAUUGGUUUGGAUUCGUUGGAGUUGGAAUUUCUUGCAUUUUGUAAUUCCACAAUUAUCAAUUCGAAAACAAUGGACAUCAAUUCUAAUUGGAUUUAUACAUUGUUUAUUGAUUUUUGUGUUGAUUUAUGGAUUAGUUUUGGAAUUGGAAUUAGAUUCGGAAAGAAAAGAACAAUUGAAAAAUGAAAGCAUCCAGAAUCCAUUAGAUGGUAUGUUUUUGUAGAAAAAAAAUAAUAGAGAGAGCGUUCAAAUUAUCAUUUUUCUUUUUUCAGGAAUCGAGGAAAAAAUCGGAAAAGCAAUCACCAUAUUCUAUGAAAUUCCAGUAUUUCCAAAAGCCAUUCAAAACAAAAAUGAGAUUAAGGCCUUUAUUCUCCAUGAAAUUGGGUUCAAAACAAUUCAAAACAUAACCAAUGGCCAAAUAAAAAAAGUUAUGAAAAAAUGUAAAAAAUCGCUUGGAAAUUUUGAAAAAAUUAAAAAUUAUGGCAAAGAACAUCGAUUCAGAAGAGAAUUCCAAAAAGUGGUUACUCUAUUUAAUAAUGAAUUUCAAGCAAAAGAUAUUAAAUAUAUUCGAAACCAUUUGUAUGAUAUGGAAGAAUAUUUGGAAAUAUUGAAACCAUUCAUUAAAAAAGCAAGGAUUAUUGUUAAUGAAAAUAUUCGUUUGAAAAUUGAUUCAAUUGUAAGUUUUUUGUCGAAAUAAUCAAGGCUUUUUUCUAAACUUCGAGAUUUUCAGACUGCUAAUUCAAAUCGUGCUCUUCUUAUGAUACUCAUCCCAACCGGUCUACUUAUACCAAUAUUAAUUCUCUCAAUGAUUAUCAAUUUUGUUUGGAGAAUGUCUUGUCCACCAAAAAUCAUCUGCCAAUUUCAAAAAUUCGUAUUCUACUUCGUUUCAAUUUUAUUGAUUUAUCUGGCAAUUUGCGGAAUUAUUCAUAACUACACUUCAGAUUCAAUAUGUUUAUUCGACAAAUCGAUAAAUAUCCAAAUUCGUGUUAUCCUCAACAAUUUCAAUGAUAUUUUGAGAAGCUGUGCAGAAAACAAACAAUAUUUUUUCAACAAUAAUAAAAUUGCAAAAUUCACUUUUCUUGAAAAAUCGACAAAGUCAUUGCAUUUAUAUUUGCAAGGAUUUUUCAACAGCAAAAAUCAGCAACUUUCUUUUCUACGAAAUACGGAAAAUUUGGAUUGUAUGAAUAAUUCACAAAUUUCGGAAUAUUUUCAAUCAGUUCGACAACAUUUGAAUCUUGAACUCAAAAAAGAUUUUGCACGAUAUGCGAUUUUGAAUUUUUAUGAAGUUUCAUUCAAAAUUCUUGAAGAUUCUGUGAAACAAAUUAAUGUGAGUUUUCAGAUAAUAGUCCAAAUCUAUUUUUCUAUAUUUCCAGACCGCUCUUGAAAUCGCUAACUUCAAAUGUGAACCAUUGUAUGAUUUAGUAUCAAAAUGUUUUGGUCAAAUUUUGAUAAUCGAGAGAUUAAUUGAAAUGUCAAAUGUUUUGUGUUGUUUGAUUUAUUUGGUGUUGUAUAUUCUGAUGUUGAGAAAAACUGGUAGGUCUCGCUCGGGAAAAAUUACAAGCCUUUUUUUAUAUCUGGGAUUACUUGAGAUUUAUUUACUGGAUUUCAAAUCUACUUUUUUAAAAAGUCUUUUUAGAUUGAUUACUGUAGCUCAGUUUUCUGACAAUAUUUAUUUACUAGUUGCUUUCUAUUAAUUCAAAGACAAGUCGAUGUUCAACUAAUUUAAUUGUUUUCAGAUUUAUCGCAAUAUUCGGAAGAUAGACGUCAAAAAUGGAUCGAAAGAAUGAACAAAAAUAUCGAUGCGAUGAUAAAUAUUUAUAACCAAAAGCUAAAAGAUUAUGUCGAUCCAAAAGCUACAUUCGAAUAUUUUGAAGCAAAUAAGACAAGUAAUCGAUAUGCCAAUGUUCCAUGUCAAGAUGAAAAUCGUAUUGUUUUACCUGGAUAUAUUCAUGCAAACUAUUUGAAAAUCCCAAAAACUUUGUUAGAUCCAGUGGAACAUCGAGCAAUUUUUGGAUAUUUGCGAAAAUAUAUCAUAACUCAAGCACCAAUUUUAUCAACAGUUUCGGAUUUUUGGCAAAUGUGUUGGCAGGAAAAUGUGAAAAUUAUUGUGAUGUUUUGCGAACAAAGUGAAAUGAUUUAUUAUCCAAAACAGAUUGGAGAAUCUUUUGAAUAUUGUGAUAAAGGUAUUCAAAUUAUGUGCCGUGAUAUUCAACAACAUCGAGUUAAAGGUAAGUCAAAAAAGCUAGGAUACUUUUGGAAUAGUGAAAAAAAAUGAGUUACGAAUCUCACAAACAAAAAAUUUCGGAAAGUUUUCGGGUUUAGGCACCUCUCCAAAACAAAAUAUUUUUAAAGGAGUCGAAUAUCGAAUUUUCGAAUUGCAAACUCCGGGAGACACUAAAAUCAUUCAACAUUUGUCUAUAAAUUGGUGGAAACAAAAUGAAGCGCCAGAAAGUAUUCAUAUAUUUUUGGAUUUGUUUCGUUGGAUAAAUAAAAAAACUCGAAAAUUCAACAUGGAUUCGCCAAUUUUGGUUCAUUCGAUGAAAGGAAUUGGAAGAGCUGGAACAUAUGUUGCAUUUGAUUAUAUUUAUUCGAGAAUUUUUGAGGAUUCUUGUUUUGAUACAUCAAAGUUGAUAAUGGAAUUGAGAAAAUAUCGAUAUGGAUUGGUGGAAAGUUCAGAACAAUUUGUAUUUCUCAAUGUUGCUUUGGUCGAAUUUAUGGCAAUGGUGGGCUCUUUUGGUGCAAGGGUUUUUCGGGGGAAUUUUGAGGUUAGAAUGUUUAAGCUUACAAGGAAAGGUUUUCAAUGUUCCCCCAAGGAAAAAAUCGAGAGUAUGUGGAAUGUUGAGGGUUCCCAUGGGUAAGAAAAACCCUAACGGGAAUAAGGAGAAAAAUGCCUUGUUUUAGAAAAUUUUGGUGUUAUUGAUUUUUGCGAUGAAAUUUUUUAGAAAAAUCGAAACUUUUUUCAAAAUUGAUGAAAAAUGUCGGUCCAAAAAUCCAUUUGUAGCGCAAACGGCGUACUUUAGUAUUACUUCGACUAAAAUUAGGAAUAAAAUAAUUUUGGUCCCAAAAGUCCACUAAAUCAAAAAUCCAGUUUAAAAAAUUCAUAGAAAAUCAACGUUUUCGUUGUGAAGGAGAAGUUUGUGUGAAUCGAGACUAUGAUUUUCGGAUUCUACGGACCAAAUUACGUCUGUUGACCGUCAUAAAUUUUUCAAGUUCCGUUCAUUUGAAAAUGGAAAAAAUUAUUUUUUGUGUUUUUUGGUGACCAUUUGAUCAGAAAAACCCCGACUAAAAAAACCAAAUUUCAAAAAAUGUCUAAUUUUUUGAUAAAAAGUUUCACAAACACGUAAUCGACCAUUCUGAACAACUUCCACGACUCAAAAGUUCAUGAAAUAGAUUCAAAAUCGAGUUACAGAUGCUCUAAAAAUCAAAAAAUGGUGUAAAAAUCGACCUAAAAUACAUUUUUUCUCGAGAAUAAGGCAUUUUUCUCCUUAUUCCCGUUAGGGGUUUUCUUACCCAUGGGAACCCUCAACAUUCCACAUACUCUCGAUUUUUUCCUUGGGGGAACAUUGAAAACCAUUCCUUGUUAGAGCAUUUCAGCUUCCAACACUCGCGAUUGUCAUGAGCAAUCCUAGGCAAUUUAAACUUCAAAAAAAACAUUGUUCGAAAUUAGAGGGAACAUUUUUUAACUAAUUCAAGUGUUUUUUUUGUCAAUUUCAUUUUUUAGAAUGGAAUUUGUGACUCAAAUCUUGGAAUAGAUAUGGUAGAAGACUACGAAAAAUGGUUGGACGAAUUGAGAUUUGGCAACAAAUUUGAAAGCCCAAAAAUUUAA
Caenorhabditis angaria is the source of this 3903-nucleotide messenger RNA. The record is from the annotation of a GenBank genome assembly. Lineage: Eukaryota; Metazoa; Nematoda; Chromadorea; Rhabditida; Rhabditidae.